This is a messenger RNA of Eruca vesicaria subsp. sativa (arugula), 795 nucleotides long. NCBI's taxonomy places the organism in Eukaryota, Viridiplantae, Streptophyta, Magnoliopsida, Brassicales, Brassicaceae. The record is from the annotation of a GenBank genome assembly.
UUGUAUGGUUUAGUUAAUAACCAUAAGUUGUAUUUAGGUUAAAGACAUGUAUAAAAGAGGUUAAGUCUCCAACGUGAAUGAACAAUAAGAAACUUUUAUACCAAACUAGGCUUCUUGACAUUUAUACAUAUGGAGACGAGAGGUGAAUCCAUUCGUAUGCUUCAAAGAACAUCGCCUUACUACAAGAGGAGCCGAGCACAUAUUUGUAGUUUCUUCAUUAGGGGAGAGUGUACUAGAGGUGACGAGUGUCCUUACCGCCAUGAGAUGCCUGAAACACGAAAGCUUUCCCAGCAGAACAUAAAAGAUCAAUUCUACGCCUAUGGAGAAAUCGAAUCCAUCAGAACCUUGGCUGAGAAAGCUGCAGAAGAGCUCAGUAACAAGCUAGUUAUCAAUGGUCAGAGGCUUAAAAUCUCUAGGGGAAGAUCUCAAGUUCCCAAAACUGAUCCAGAUGGUAACUUGCAGCAACAAGGUGGUGUAGCUCACAGUGAAUUUCUCCCUCGAGCUGUGAUAUCACAGCAGCAUAGUCAACCACCACAACCGCAUCAAGACAGACCCUUUUACCCAUCAAUGGACCCUCAGAGAAUGGGUGACAACAGAGGAGCUUCUUCAUCCUCUUACACAAUGCCUCCACAUAGUCAUUAUCCGCCUUACCAGCCAUUUGGGUGGUAUAUGCAACCACCUUACCAGCCAUUUGGAGGGUAUAUGCAACCACCUUACCAGCAGUAUCCUCCUUACCCACCACAAGCUACUCAUUCUCAUUCGCAACAACCAGGUCUUGGCCCAAGGCUUUAAUCC